AUGUCAAAAAAGAUAAAUCCACUGGACCAUGCUGGCAAGCCUCUUCACUCCCCAGCAGAACUCAUUAUGAAGUGGGUUUGCCCUGGACCCCAUCCAAAGAGCCUUGGUGAACUCCAUCCAGACAAAGAGGUGCCCACUGAUAAGAAGUUCUUGCCCUGCACACCUCAAAACCUGAUGCUGAGGGCUAUGGCCAGGAAAGACCCCAUGGCCACAAGACACCCCCAGGGAGUUCAAGGGAGGCUGGAGAGAUGUGUCGGUUUAUUUAUUGUUUGUUUCACGUGGUGUGAGGGGCAUAUUUUACAAGGACAGAGUAGACUGGAAGAGAUGCUGAAAAAACUCACAGCAUGGAGAAGAUUUUCCAUUCUGUUUUGUAAAGUCAACAGGGCCAGGGCAAGCAAGAGACUCACCUCAGGCACAAAAUUUAAAGGGAGCCAAAAAACUUAG
Rangifer tarandus platyrhynchus (Svalbard reindeer) is the source of this 444-nucleotide messenger RNA. The record is from the annotation of a GenBank genome assembly. NCBI's taxonomy places the organism in Eukaryota, Metazoa, Chordata, Mammalia, Artiodactyla, Cervidae.